Molecule: messenger RNA, 336 nt
Organism: Adineta steineri
Lineage: Eukaryota; Metazoa; Rotifera; Eurotatoria; Adinetida; Adinetidae
Source: the annotation of a GenBank genome assembly
AUGUUCGCACUGCGUGAUGAUCCAGAAUUUUUGUUUGUGGAUGAUGUUUCCGUAACUAACAGUUCAGGAAUUCAGCUCUUAUCGAACGGUAAUUUCGAACUGGGUACUCUUUCAGGAUGGACAUAUUGUAAUCCUGCCAAUGCAUCUUAUUCCGGUGCCGUUAGUUCGAUGGAUCCUCAUAAUGGUUCCUAUUCUUAUGCGGAUGGAUCAGUAGGUUUCAUGGACUAUUUGAGUCAAUCCUUUGCCGUUGUACCGAACAAUAUAUACUCUGUCACAUUCUGGCUUUCUGCGAAUUCCAAUAGUUCAACUUAUGCACUGGUUACCAUUGGCGCUUAA